Messenger RNA from Microbotryum saponariae, 1206 nucleotides. The record is from the annotation of a GenBank genome assembly. Lineage: Eukaryota; Fungi; Basidiomycota; Microbotryomycetes; Microbotryales; Microbotryaceae.
AUGGCCGACGAGCGCGACGUGUACCGCGCCGUCGCCGAUGAUCGAGACGCUCCUCUCCGCGACGAAGACCCCGGCCGCACGAAACCGCCCAAGUCCCCGCCGCCCCAACCCUACCACACCGCCACCGCUCUAUCGUCCCUCGAAAGCCGCCUCGAGGAAUCCGAAGCCCGUCGUAUCGACUCCGAGGAACGUGUUCAGCAAUUGGAGAAGUUGGUGGAGGGUUUAUUGAAAAGCUCACCUGAACCAGCUGCGGCGCGGGCUGGAUUCUCUGAACCAGCCGCAGCGCGGGCUGGGGAGUUUACGUUUACGCCGGUGAGAUCGGUCCCCUUGGACGUUCCCCCACACACCAUUCUGGAACGUUCAGGCAAUACCGCUGACCCCCUUGUUCGUUCCCCUGGGGGGGAAUCUCACAGCGCACGAAGGGACGGCCCUUCCUCGGCAGUAAUCAGCUCUCGUUGGAGAGGGACGUUACCUGACCGGGAAGGGCUAUGGACAGGGGAUAACCCGGAUCGGUUGGUCACUUUCACUACAUUUGGGAAGUCGUACUUGUCUCUACUUUGCGACAUUUCCACCAGCGACCUUUUUACCACCGACCGCGUCAUCCAGCUUGUGGCGACCUUGUUCGUUCGUUCCACUUCUCCCAAGCGCCGUCAGUCUCCGCACGACUGGGCCGUUGAUACUAUGACGGACGCGCUCCGGGACGAACGACCUCACUGUUGGACGACACUGAUGACAGAAGUUGGACGUCGUUGGCCGGAUCCUGGCUUUGCCGACCGAGUGUCCCACGACUUCUACGGGUGCCGACAGUCUUCGUCUCGCGCCUACGACCAUGUGGGCGAAUGGCGUGCCCGCUACCGAGCGUUUAUGCACAACGACCCCAGCUUCAGCCUCUCGCCCCUUCAACUCGCCACAACCUUUUAUCAAUCGUUGAGUGAUGUGGCUAAGUGGGAAGUGCGGGCUGGUAUGCUGCGGGAAUAUCGGGAUAACUCACUCGUGACUAUAGGGAGGUUCGGACGAACUGUCCCGUCCCUCGAGGAGGUUACCGACUGGGCCGCCAUCGCCGACGACACCGGCACGACAUCAGUUUCGACCCCGCCGAUUCGUACGGCGACUUAUGGAGCAAUUGCAAAAACGCCACACACCGCCCCAUCCACGCCGAACGACGACGCACGUACUCAGAUCCGUCGAGCUCGAUGGAUGUGUUAA